UUUCAGUGUUUCCUGUUUUAUUUUGUAGUAGUCAACUCUUUGUGUCAAGUCUAAUUUACUUCCUGAGUUUUCCCUCCUUUGUUGAUUACUCAUCAGUCUCACAUGUGUUUUUGCUGUCUCAUCUGAUGCUUAUUUCCUUGUGUAUAUAUAGUCCCUGUCCUCUCCUCCUACCUUGUUAGUUCAUUGUGCGUGACUUGCCUAUGUCUCUGUCCACGUAUCUUCACAGUGCUCCACUUUUCUCACCUGCUUCUCAAGUGUCUUGAGUUUCUUUUGGAUAAGGAUUUGCUGGUUGGAUCACAAUAAGUAAGUUUUUUUUUUAUUAUUUGCAAACUUUUAUUUUCUUAAGUCUGUACUUUGUGUCCUUUUCUUUUGUUUUAACUCUGUUUUAAGGACAGUAACAGUUCCCAGGAGAGGAAAAAGCUGGAAAAACAAACAAUAAAUAGAUGAAUGGAAUCACAAACUGUAAAUGAUUUGGACAAAUGUCAGCAUCCAAGAGUUAUUUAAUCCAGUAACUAAAUGAAGUUGAAAUGGAAAAGUGUUUGCAAAAAUUAAAAUCACAUAAAAGCAAGUCUGCAAAAGUGAGUUUUGAGAAGCUGCUUUAAAGAUGUUGAAGUUUAAGGUAGGAUGACUGACAGAUAACGCUUCAGGAUCAUUUUCUGGAUGUUUCCUUGACUUUCUGCAGACUGAAUAUUUUUAACGACCAUCAAACAGAAACCUGCACAGCGACUUUUUCAAAACACUGACUGUAAACUGAACCAGCAAGUUAAAAAUGAACUGUAUUCAUCCUGUAUUUUAGUUUUUUAAUUUGAACCAUGUUUUACCUGUUACAAUAAAGGUGGAGGUGGAUCUGUGCUGCAGCCAGUGACUAAGUGGAGCUCUAUUAGUUCUUGCGGUUGACCCUGUUUCCUUCUCCUUUGUCGGUUCAUUCUUCGUGGUUUGUCAAUGUCUUUGUCCACAUAUCUUCACAGUGCUCCAGUUUUCUAGCCUGCUUCUCAAGUUUUUUGAGUUUUGGAAUUUUUUUGGAUUAGAAAUUGUUGUUCGGCCACCAUAAGUAGGUUUUUGUCGUUUGAAUUCUUUAAACUUUUGUAAAUUUUAUUAUUUUUAAGUCUGUAUUUUAGGUCCUUUUUCUUCUGUUAAAACUCUUUUGUGUGACAUUUAAUUGAUUCCAAAGAAAGACGGAAAGUAAUCCCUAAAUAGAUGAUGAACUAAUUUAUAGAUAAAUGUGAUCACAGGCUGUAAAGGAGGGGACCAGAAGAAGAAGUGCAAACAGAUGAUUUGGACAAAAAGUUUUAGCGUUCGCGCAACAGGAUGGCCAGGAUAAACACCCAUCCUGUUGCGUGAAUCACUUGAAGUGAUUCACGCAACAGGAUGGCCAGGCCAGGCUACCAGUUUCCCUCUCCUAUGUUGGUUCAUUCUUCGUGGUUUGUCUUUGUCCACAUAGAUUCACAGUGCUCCAGUUUUCUAACCUGCUUCUCAAGUUUUUUUUAGGGGAAGUUUUUGCUCAAUAAUUAUUGGUUAGAUGGCAAUAAAAGUAUUUUGGAUCUUUUGUUAAUUAGACCUUUUGUUUAGUCUGUACUCUGUGGUGUGACAUUUUGAGGACAAUAACAAUUCACACGAGAGGUAAAAAAAACAAGGAGGAAACCCACAUCGGAAUAAAUAAGUGAGGCACAGUGAGAAACAAAUAAAUAGAUUAAAUGAGAGUGAUCUUUACUGCAGCCAGUCACAAGGUGGAGCUCUAACAGUUCUUGCGGUGGACCCAGUUUUUCUCUCCUUUUGUUAGCUCAUUCUUCGUGGUUUGUCUUUGUCCACGUACAUUCACAGUGCUCCAGUUUUCUGACCUGCUUCUCAAGUUUGUUGGCAUGGGAUUUGUUUUUGCUAAAUAAUUAUUAGUUAGACGGCAAUAAAAGCGUUUUGGAUCUUUUGUUAAUUAGAUCUUUUGUUUAGUCUGUACUCUGUGGUGUGACAUUUUAAAGACUAACAAUUCCCACGAGAGGUAAAAAAACAAGGAAGAAACCUACAUCAGAAUAAAAACAGAAAGAUGAGGCACAGUGAGAAACAAAUAAAUAGAUUAAAUGAGAGUGAUCUAUACCGCAGCCAGUCACUAGGGGGAGCUCUAACAGAUCUGGGUGUUAUUUUUUAUUCAGUGUGUGAGUCACGACAUUAAAUAAAAUUGAAAGUGAUCUGAUUCAGAUAUUGUGACAGUAUCUAAUAAUGAUGAGUGAAAUAAUAAUAAUUUUUAGUGAGUGAGAGCUACCUUUUAAAGGACUUGUGACCCAUAAGGAGGGGGAUCCUUUCAUUGACUGAGAAUUUCUGUACAUUUUCCAGGACAUAAAAAAAUAGCAUUUAUAAAAAAAAAUAUACCUGAAUUUACAUAAGACAUGAUAUACAAAUAAUUACAAAAUUAAUUAGAAAUUCAAGAGGUGAAGUCUCUGAACACCCGAACCUCUGUAUUAAGGUUAGAUUCUUUUAACUAGCUGCAGAUAUUUGACUUACUUGUGUACCUAAACUCUGGGUCACAUCACAUGUUGCUGUUAAUGAUUAUCCUGUUUUUGUCAUUUUUUCUUCAGCUUUUCAGCGGUUAAGUGCCAGCACCACCACCAUGAACAAGUUAAUCCUACUUGCAGGUAAGGCACAUAUAUUUAAAGCAAGAAACUUUUACAUUGAAAUCUAUUUUUAUCAAUUAUUUACUGAUUCAACCUUUUAUUUUGAAGGUCUCUGUGUUACCCUUGGCACUUUAGGUGAGUUCACAGGUUUAGUUCACAAAUACUGAGCAGUCUGCACUUGUUUAACGUCAAGUCUUACUCAGAUGUGUUUGCUUUUUUUGUUUGUUGAUCAGCCUCCUCGACUAGACUGGUGUGUUAUUUCACAAACUGGGCCCAGUACCGACCUGGAGAUGGGAAGUUCAUGCCUCAAGACGUUGACCCUAACCUCUGUACUCACCUGAUCUAUGCCUUUGCCGUCAUUAAUGACGCAAAUGAGCUGGUCACCUAUGAAUGGAAUGAUGAUGUGCUCUAUCAAUCCUUUAACGGACUCAAACAGAGGUCAGUCCUGCGUUUUCUUACACUAACAUCAUGAAAUUAAACAUGAGUAAAAAUCUAUCGGUGUUUCCCUCACAGCAACCCAAACCUGAAGACACUGUUGGCAGUCGGAGGCUGGAACUUCGGAACUCAAAAGUGAGACAUGAAUGAAAAGUAAUCCUCAAGAUUUCCUGUAAUGCAAGAAUAUUCUCACUGUAAUGUUUUAUUUUCUUUAAAUUGAUUUUCCAGAUUCACAACGAUGGUGUCAACACAGGCCAACAGAAACACAUUCAUCCAGUCAACAAUCAAACUGCUGAGGAAAUAUAACUUCGAUGGACUCGAUCUGGACUGGGAGUACCCCGGUUCAAGAGGAAGUCCUCCAGAGGACAAGCAGAGAUUCACACUUCUCUGCAAGGUUAGAUCCAAACCUUAUUGCUGUAAUAGUUUGUUAGACAUGAAGCAUGCCAUUAAAUUCCCAUGAUUCUGUGCUGCACAGGAGCUCCUGGAAGGUUACGAGGCUGAGGCGAGAACAUCAGGGAAGCCGAGAUUAAUGAUCUCUGCGGCCGUGGCUGUUGGGAAAGCAACAAUAGAUGCUGGUUAUGAAAUCGCUGAGAUCGCUAAGUAUGGCUCAUUAUUACGCCCAUGAUUGUUCUCCUCUAUAAGCAUCGGUCAUUAUGUUAAUUUUAGAUGUUAUUUUUCAGGUACCUGGACUUUGUGAAUGUGAUGACGUAUGACUUUCACGGCACCUGGGAGAGAGUGACGGGACAUAACAGCCCCUUAUUUAAGGGAGCACAAGAAUUAGGGGACAACGCUUAUUUAAAUACUGUAAGAUCAGUAUUUAAGCUCCAUUAUAAAUUUAAAGAUGUAUUUUAUCAUCUACUACAGCUUUUUUUUUUUUUUUUUCCGCACAAAUGAGCAAUAAAUACGAAGGCCCUGAAGGUUAACUGCACCAACAUUUCAUCAAACACUGAUCGUAUUUCCUCUAUGAUCAAAAAACUGUUAAAGAAAUACAAAACACACUUCCCAAAUGAUGAUUCACAAAACUCCUGUUAUUUCGAAAACCUGAAAUAUUUAACAAAAUGCAUUGAAAUUGAAUGUAACUGCGAAAAAUGAGAACGGCCAUUGAUUUUUCUUUUCUUUUUUAUGCAUUAUCUCAUGAAAACAACUUAUUAUCUCAUUAUUUUAAUAUAACAAGUUCAUUUUCUUGUGAAAAUGAAUUGAUAAUGUGACAGGUAUCGUUGUUGUCUAAUUUGCACAUGGCCAUUAAAUGUUCCCACGUUGAUAGAGUAGCGUGAUAUAGAGUGUGCUGUCAGCAUUUUCAUUAAAAACCUCUGCUUGCUGUUGGCAAUGGUGGCUGUGGCGUUUCAGAAAUAUCCCACACUGGAGGCGAUUUUUUUUUUUUUUUUUUUUUUUGUAGGAUGGUAAAGGAAGGUCCCGCCCUACAUCGCCUCUGAUUGGCUAGAAUUGCUCAGCUACAAUUGGUUAUUCCUUAUGGCUGUGAAACAUCAACGUCUGUCGGGUUAUGGUUCGGGUUAGGAGAUUCAGAAGUGUGAUAACGUUCUGUUCGAUGUACAGAGCCGACAUCCCGCGCUUGGCUUGAGCAUGUGAUGACGUUUCCAGCUUUUCUAGCCAAUCAGAGGUGAAGGAGGCGGGACUUUUGCCUACCAUCCCACAAAAAAAAGUAUCGCACACUGGAGGGUGUUUUUUUUUAAAGUUACUGUUUUAGGUCAGCAAAAUGAUUCGUCAUCACAAGAAAACUGUCUUUGUUAUGUCUUACAAAAAUAAUUUGUUAUCGAGAAAAAGCGAACUUUGUUAUAUCGACAUAACGAGAAAACAGUGCAUAAAAAAAUGAAAAAUCCACAGCUGUUCUCGUCUGUCGUAUAAAACAUAAAAAGAUAAACAUUAACAUUACACAACACACUCAAGAGGACACAGAAACAGGUUUAACUUCUGCUUUUAUACGUCCCAUACAUGAGCAAUCUUACCUGUGAACUGUUCUUAUAUUGUCUUUUUUUUAACCUUUUACAUCAUUGGUUUUAUUUCUCAAAAUUUUCUGUAUUUUAAAUUGUUUUUUUAUUUUAUUUUAUUUUCUUCUUUUUUCUUUGUAAGUUCUCUUUGAGCACAUGUAAAAAUGCGUUAUAAAUAAAAUUUAUUAUCAUUAAUCUGCCCUACUACUUUCAAACAACACUCAACUGAAGAGAGAGAGGCAGCAUCUAUAACCCUAACUUUUUUUUUAUAUAUAUAUAUUUUUUUUAAUGUUUCAGGACUAUGCCAUGAGGUAUUGGAAGGACAAUGGCACUCCAGCUGAAAAGUUAAACAUGGGCUUUGCUACAUACGGGAGAACAUUUCGGCUUUCCACUUCAUCCAGUCAAGUGGGAGCACCAGCCAGUGGAGCAGCUGCUGCUGGUACUUUCACAAGAGAAGCUGGCUUCUGGUCGUAUUAUGAGGUGAGACAACUGACAGUUUGUAUAUGACUCUUGGUGUUUGUGAAAUAAAUACAUCUUUUGUUGUUGUUUUAAUAAUUGGUUACAGCUAUUUUUAUUUAAUCUUGCUUUCAGAUUUGCACUUUUCUCCAAGGGGCCAGUGUCAACCUGAUUGAGGAUCAGAAAGUUCCGUAUGCUGUCAAAGGAAACGAGUGGGUUGGAUUUGACAACAGAGAUAGCUUCGAGACGAAGGUGGUCAUACGUUUUUAUAAACAUGUUGGUCUUUCUUAUGUGAGAGAUCAGCUGUAUCGUGACAGGUAAAGUUUAAUGUUUGUUAAUAAGAGUUGUAUUGAUGUUUAUCCAGGUCCGUUACCUACAAGACAACAGGUUUGGAGGAGCGUUUGUCUGGAGUCUAGAUUUGGACGACUUUAAAGGGCAGUUCUGUGGACAAGGAAACUAUCCUCUUAUCUCCCAACUCCGCACACAUCUAGCAUCCGGUAAACAGGAAUCGUACAUCACAAUUGCAGCUACCCAUUCAACUUCAUUUUUCUAAUAGCUUUUUUUUUUUUUCAAUUUUAUUUUGGCAGAUCUUCCUCCCCUCCCCACCACAGCAACCAACCUGGAUCUGGUGACUCCAUCUCCCGACAAAGAGGGGAAGCCCACCCCACGUCUCACACCGGACCCCCCAACUCGUCCCAAACCCGCCACCCCUCCCACAUCGGUGGAUAACUUCUGCGCAGACAAGGCUGGUGGGGUUUAUGCCAAACCUGAUGCACCAGGUUCCUUUUACAACUGUGCCAAUGGCAUCACCUAUGUCCAAGAUUGCCCAAGCACUUUGGUCUUUGAUAAGGACUGCAAAUGCUGUAACUGGCCUUAAAAGCCUGCAUAUCAUCUUAAACUGACGAGGGGUAAUAUUUUAUUUUCAAUUUCUUCUUGAAACCCUGUUUUUACCCAAUUUCUGUUUCUUCAAAAACAGACGUAAUUCAUAAAUAAGGAAAAAUCAUCUUUGAGAGUGAAGUGUAAAAAUAUGCUUUAUUUCUACAUCAUAAAAAAAUAAAAAUAAAAGGGGCCAUUGAACAUUA
Messenger RNA from Xyrichtys novacula (pearly razorfish), 6522 nucleotides. Lineage: Eukaryota; Metazoa; Chordata; Actinopteri; Labriformes; Labridae. The record is from the annotation of a GenBank genome assembly.